AAGAAGCCGUGAGCGAAGGUACGAAGGCAAAGAAGGACCUGCCGAUGGUGUGACAGGCAGAAGUUGUCAGGUCCCGUUUACUGCAAACAACACUUCAUCUCUCCAGACUUGUCAGCAGGACUUGAGAGAAGAUGUGGCGUUGGGUAGUUCUGGUGUCUCUGUCCUGUGUGGGGUACUUCCCUUGUGGCCAGGGUUUAGCCAGGCACGGUCAGCACAGCCGCUGUGAGAGGAUCACCAUACCUAUGUGCUUAGACAUGAGAUAUAACAUGACACUGAUGCCUAACUUCAUUGGCCACACCAACCAGAAGGAUGCGGCCAUCCAGGUUCACGAGUUCAUACCUCUAGUACAGUUCGGCUGUUCGCGAUUAUUAAAGUUUUUCCUGUGUUCGCUUUACGCUCCCAUGUGUACGGAGCAAGUUGACGAGACUUUAGUCAUUCCGGCCUGCAGAUCCAUGUGCUUAGAGGUCAAAUCGAAGUGUGAACCCGUUUUAGAAAAACUUAAUUUUAAGUGGCCUUCAAUUUUGGAUUGUUCUAAUCUUCCUGAGAGAAGUGAACGAGGUAAUUUGUGCAUGGAAGCACCUAACGUAACCGGAGAGUCGGACCACGACAAAGCUGCUCAUGGCAAUAGGCCUGGCAACGAAGACAUUUGGAAGCUGCUGGAGUCCCUCCGGGGUAAGACAACCACUGCCCCCGGGGGAGAGGAUGGGGCGACCUCGACGGACUACCGAUGUCCCGAUCGCUUCGUGCAUGUCAACAAAAAGAACACAUCUGCCUCAUGCGCCCCGCGAUGUAAUAUGGAAGUUUACUUUCGCCAAGAAGACAAACGAUUCGCGGAGAUUUGGAUGGUUGUGUGGGGGUCCCUGUGUUUCUUUUCCACUAUGAUCACUGUGCUGACGUUCGCCGUGGAUUCCUCCCGUUUCAAAUACCCGGAACGUCCCAUCAUAUUCCUGUCCUUGUGCUACGCCGUUUAUUCUGUGGCUUAUAUCAUCCGGGCGUGCACGGGGGCGAACGCCAUCUCCUGCGACAAGGGCAUCGCAGGUGUGGAAUUUCUUAUACAAGAAGGUUUAGAGAACACCUGGUGCAUUAUAAUCUUUCUGAUUUUGUAUUUCUUCGGUAUGGCCAGUUCUCUAUGGUGGGUUAUUUUGACUGUCACGUGGUAUUUGGCAGCAGGUAGAAAGUGGGGACAAGAAGCUAUCGAAGCCCUCAGCAGUUAUUUCCAUUUCGCCGCAUGGGCAAUACCCGCAGUGAAGACCAUUGUGAUCUUAACGAUGCGGAGGGUGGACGGGGACGAAUUGACGGGGUUGUGUUAUGUGGGCAACCAAGACAUUAAUGCCCUUACUUACUUUGUGCUGGCCCCCCUCUUGACUUAUCUGCUAGUCGGUACAGCUUUUAUUCUGGCAGGUUUUAUUGCCUUGCUACGAAUAAGGAACAAUUUACGGAGUCGUGACGGCACCAAUAUCAGAAAAUUAGAAAAACUGAUGGCCAAAAUUGGCGUGUUUUCGGUGCUGUACACGGUUCCCGCUACCUGUGUAAUUGGCUGCUACUUCUAUGAGCGUAUCAAUUUUGAGAAUUGGCGCUCUAUUGCCAUGAGAAGCGAGUGUGACUUGUCUAAAGACACUAAGAAGGAGUGUACAUUGAGUCAGUCCGUGCCCACGGUGGAGGUCUAUAUGCUCAAAGUGUUCAUGUCUUUAGUCGUGGGCAUCACCAGCGGAAUGUGGAUAUGGAGUUAUAAAACAGUCAGCUCCUGGCGAAACUUUUGCUUCAGGCGGUUAAGCCGUCGAAAAUCCGCCCUGGGCAACUAUCAGCAGGCUCCCGUGGUAGUCAUGAAACCGGGCAGCCAGAAGUGCGUGUCUAAAGCUGCCACAUCUCGCUUGUGAACUUCAUCAUUCAUCAAAGCCGUCAUCUUACAUAGAACUACUUCGGCGCAGUGCAUAUCAUCAUCCCCCACUUUCCCCAAACUACUUUCAUCCUCUCGCACGUGUUGUACUCAGUACGGUAUACAUUUCCACUUGGCUUUAAAAUCCCCAGCAUGUGAUAACCCCUAGCCCCGAUAACUUCAACACUAUCCACGGCGUGAACUCACUCAGCAGACUUGUUGUUACAAGAGUGUUUCUCUCUCCGAUAGAAGGCAUUUCACCGGCGACUGUUAAAUGAGCAGUGGGUAUAGGCUGACAGUAGAAAGGGGCCCUCUCGGUAAACUAGGUCAGCUGAGGUAAAUAGAAAGAGCGUGGUCGAGCUUUGUGCGGACUCAGAUACAGUAAUAGCCCUUGUUACAAACACCAACUUAACGGAGAAACACUAGCACAGUGCAGAAUUGAAACACUCGAGAAAAGGUUAAUUAAAGUGAUUAUCUUGAGCCUGUUAAUGAUGAAGUGUUUGGAGAGGCUAUAUUGGAUCGCAUGGCUUAUCUAACACUGUGUAUAUCGAUAUACACGGAGAAUGGAACAGCGAGUCUUUCUCUACACUUUUCCCCACACAUGACGCCUGUAUGGUUUUAAAAGUCAACUCAACGUCGCGUCCUUGUGAAUUGUAAAACCUGCUACUUCGAUAUGUGAUUUAAUCGGAAAAUUAUGCAGUGAACACCUUUGAAGUAGGACUACAGUGAUUCACGCGUGAAAGUCAGCUGCGCAAGAUCUUGUGUGCAAAUUAAUUUCUUGGGCUUCGGUUCACUCUCGACAUGGGCUCAUAUCGCCGACGGCAUGGUGAUCAUUGAUUUAAACAAGCCAGAAAAAAUAUCUUUUCUUAAGUACCUGUUUAAUCAGGGCAGUCCCUCGCUGGAAUACGUUUUCCAUUACGACAUUGUAUAUAUGUGCUAAUGUGAUUGUAAAGGAAUAGAGAUAUAUCGAUGUAAAUAUAUAUAUUUAAACACAUAUAAAUGAUCGUCCAGAAAUUAUACGCUCUUAAAAAGAUGUGCCUAUAAACGUCACUCACCAAAACAGCCCUCAUACUUUAGACGAGUGUUAGUCUAAAACACGUAUAGAUAAUUUCAACGUAUCCAGCUUUUGGUAAACGAAGUAAGGAAUUGAGCUUGUUUUUGUUGAUAUAAGGUCAAUAACUUAACAUUGGUGCUUCAAAUGUAAUUCGAUUCAUGAUCAAGAACUUCCUCUAUAGAAUUGUAACGUUUCCUUUUCAACAAACUGAAGCAAUAUUCUGUGAAGUGUAUAUGUUUAGAUGUUAAACACGUGACUUUCUGUGAAACUCACGAAAACGUACAUGUGUCCUCUACACGGAGGACUCGUCUGCCAGAAUUGUUUGUAUUGUUAACUUUAUGUGUUCUCGACAAUAUAAUUUUGAA
This is a messenger RNA of Liolophura sinensis, 3295 nucleotides long. RefSeq names its product frizzled-9-like. The coding region runs from base 132 to 1877 and encodes 581 amino acids. The transcript has a single exon. NCBI's taxonomy places the organism in Eukaryota, Metazoa, Mollusca, Polyplacophora, Chitonida, Chitonidae. Gene Ontology annotation, biological process: canonical Wnt signaling pathway; non-canonical Wnt signaling pathway. The record is from RefSeq and is a predicted model, not a curated record. Gene Ontology annotation, molecular function: transmembrane signaling receptor activity; Wnt-protein binding. Gene Ontology annotation, cellular component: membrane.